Molecule: messenger RNA, 10549 nt
Organism: Mercenaria mercenaria
Lineage: Eukaryota; Metazoa; Mollusca; Bivalvia; Venerida; Veneridae
Product: transient receptor potential cation channel subfamily M member 2-like
Exons: 33
Coding region: 148-5235 (1695 amino acids)
Biological process (GO): calcium ion transmembrane transport
Cellular component (GO): membrane
Molecular function (GO): ligand-gated calcium channel activity
Source: RefSeq, a predicted model, not a curated record
AAGCAAUAAGGGAGUUAAUUUGAUAGUACCGACUUAAGGCUUUUGAAGCAGUAAGGGAGUUAAUUUGAUAUUUUCGAUGCUGUAAGCGGUUAGCAUAAUUGGAUACCAGCGAAUUGGAAAUCAAACAAUGAUGUGUGAUAUAUUAAGAUGAGUAAUCAUGGUCCAUACCAGAGAGAAGAAAGUGUUGCAUCUGAAAGGACCCUUGAUAAUCUAGAGACAAUACCCAGCAACUUACCUUCACCUGAAUAUUCACCAACAAACUUGAGAAAUAAAACUGGUCAGAUGUCAAGAAAUAUAGGCCCUGAGUUCAGGGCAGGAGCUUCAAGACCCCCACACCAUGGCAGAGUGAGUCCAAUCCCCUUGGAACAAUACAACUAUGAUGAUAGAGAGAGGGAAACCAGUAGAGGGCUAGGAACCAGAGUGUCCUGGCAAUCGCCAAAUGUUGCUGAGAUACAGAUAAGCCCAAAAGAAGAGAAACACACAACUAGUCAGUUUUCAUUUGAUUACAAUGGUGAAAAUGUGGCAGGGAGUUCUCAUAGUUCACCAGAAAGAGGCUCCGGUGAAAUGACAAGGGUUGUAACAGGGAGCGAAAGUAGUCCAAUCAGAAGGUUGAAGAAGAAAGAGGAAGAGAGACCAAGAGUUGAGCGAGAGUAUUCAGAUGCGUAUAUAGACAGUAUAUCUCGUACACCAAGAUACGGACUUGGACGUCAUAACACAUAUGACGAUAUGCUAACCUCUAUGAAUUCUGAUGACCCAUUCAAGGGUCAGUAUGAGCCAUCAGGAAAAACCCCAAGAGAGAAAAGUAAAAUAUCAAAACCACCAAAGAAAAGGGACCAAUCUGAUGAGAGGCGAGAACAUUUUUUUGAUGGGGAACAGUCAGAAAAACAUCAUAAGAAGAAGAGUAGAAAACGUAAAAAGAAAAAAGGGGACGAGUUGCAGAAUGACACAACAGAAUCUCACUCAUAUACCAACAGUGCUUACACAAGAUCUCCAUCUAAAUUGAGGCCAAAUGAGUCUGAUCACGAGUCAGUAAAGAGUAACGGGACAUAUACUCUCGGAAAUGAGAAAACGAAGGAUAUACGCUCGAGUAUAACCAAUAUGACUGCUACUGUGCUGAAGAAAUCCCCUCACAAAGUGAUGUCUUCAGUUUGUCCAUCAGUUGUCAAACAUAAUAGGGAUAAAGAGCUGGAUAAUAAAAAACUGGCAAAGUUUGUGGCUGAGGGGAACUUCAUGCAGAGAGAGUGCAAGGUAUAUGUCCAGGAUCGUAAGUCAGCCAAGAAAAACUGUCAGUGUGGAAGAAGUGUGGAGUGGCAUGAAAUUGAUAAUAUCUCGGUUCCUGAUUUACACAAGCAGUUUAUUGAUGGGAAGGAGAUUUGGCAUCAUAAAACACACACGAAGGCCACACCAACGGACUCAUUUGGUGUCAUACAGUUUCAGGGGUUUGGACAGGAAACAUACAACUCACCUUAUAUUCGUUUAUGCCCCACUACAGAAAUGGAGAACCUGUGGACCUUGCUUACAGAUCACUGGAAGCUCCCGAUACCUAAACUGCUGAUCUCAGUGACCGGCGGAGCUCAGAGGUUUGACCUUAACCCUAGACUAAAGGCUGUCUUCAAGCGAGGCCUCAUAAAUGCCGCAACUACAACAGGUGCAUGGAUCAUAACUGGAGGAACAGCCACAGGGGUGAUGCAAUUUGUAGGUGAAGCUGUGAGGGACCAUCUCAUAACGCUCGGAAGCAGUGAAAACAAUAUUGUUGCUCUGGGUAUUGCUACUUGGGGAUGUAUUGCUAACAGAGAGGCUUUGGAUGGAGAAGAGGAUCAAGGCUUAUUCCCAGCCACAUACAGUUUGGAAGAUGUGUCUGAGGUUAAAGGUCGUGAUGUACCCUUGGAUCACAACCAUACACAUUUUAUGCUUGUUGAUGAUGGAACAGAGGGAAAGUUUGGCAGAGAGAUCGAAUUCAGGUCCACGUUUGAAAGAUAUGUGUCAGAAAAAGUCGAAACUGGAGUAGCAGAAACACAGAGUGUGAAUGUACCAGUUGUGAUGCUGGUAGUAGAGGGUGGGGUAAACACCAUGAAGACAGUGUGGCAGGCAGUCCAGCAGAACAUUCCAGUUCUCGUGCUCAAUGGUUCAGGCAGGGCGGCUGAUUUUCUAGCUUAUGGUUAUUUACUAUCUAAAGAUCCUAAAAAUGAGGACAAGUCAAAGUUUCCAUCUGACUUUGAUAUGGAAAUGACCCAUGUUGCAAGGAUGAAGUUUGCAUGGAAAGCCACGGAUAAUAUUGACAAAAAAAUUGCUGAAUGUCUGCGUCAGCUGAAGGAUGCUUUAGCCACACGUAAACUGAUAAACAUUUUCAACCUUGGUGAGGCAGAGACUAAGGAUAUAGACAGAGCUAUCCUGUAUGCUUUAUUGAAAGCUAACAAGACAAAUGCCAAUGCUCAGUUGUCACUGGCUCUCGCCUGGAACAGAUGUGAUAUAGCCAGGCACGAGAUCUUCACACAAGAUAACAGGCAAUAUUGGAAGAAUCUCCCACUGUAUGAUGCCAUGUUCACUGCCCUGGUUCAGGAUCGCGUUGACUUUGUACAUCUAUUCAUGGAAAAUGGUGUGAGCUUGAAGAAAUUCCUCAGUAUUGAAACUCUGUGGAACCUGUAUGGAAAUGUCCUCUUGGAUACCUCAGACACAAUGGCACAGACACUGAGUAACUUGAUGUUGUACCUAAAGCAAACUUGGGGUGCAUACCUGUGUUGCCGCCAAACUCCCACCGGUGUGACUGACCCUGACCUCCUCUGUUUUAUUGGAAAACUUAUGGUUCAUUUGCUGGGAGAUGAGAACUUUAAUUCAUACUCUGAUGAAAAGUUCAAGGUCAACAGAAGAAGUCCUGAAAUGAAAUGGUUGCCAGGCAACCAUGCUGCUAAAUUGAAUGUUAAAGGUCAAGUUCUGUCAAAAUACCGAUCAGACCAUAGAAACAGCUCUAUAUACACCGGUUCUGUAUCAGCUGAAAGUGCAAAACAGUUUUUCAAAAGGAAGAGACAAGAGUAUGACUUUAACAAACAGGCUGAGAGAGAGCUGUUUCUCUGGGCUAUCCUGUUUAACAGAAGAGAACUAGGCAAAAUGAUGUGGAGGGCUGGAGAGGAUCAGCUAGGCGCAGCACUGGUGGCUUGUGCGAUCUUGAAGGCACUGGCAUCUGUAGCUGAUGAUGAUGAGGAAUUAGAACUUAGUCAAGAUCUAGAAGAUCAUGCAAAUAUGUAUGAAGAUAUGGCUGUGGGUGUUGUAUCUGAAUGUUACAAGAGGGAUAAGAUGAUGGCCCAUCAGUUGUUGGUACGGCGACUAGAACACUUCGGAAAAACUACACUGUUCACACUAGCUGACACACAUACUCUGAUGAAGUUUAUGGGAAAUACUUGCUGUCAGACAAAACUGAAUCUCAUUUGGAAAGGACGUAUGGCGCUGUAUACUCAGUCCUGGAAGAUAAUGUUGUCGCUUGUGUUUCCAUUCUGUGUACCAACUAUAAAAUUUACAACGAACGAAGGGUUGUUGCCAGGGUCUGGUCAGGAUAACGAUGAGUUUGAUGACCUUGACGAAGGUGAAGAAAGCAUGGAGCCUCAAAAGGAAAAUGUUGUCGUUAUUUCAAACAAGGUAAAACCAGAUGUUGGGAGUAUUGCUGAAAACUAUAAGGUAAUGCCAAACACAGUAUCUGGAGAGGGGCCAGAGGAGGAGAUCUUUGUACGUUCAAAGUCCCGUCGGGGAAAUAAAAAGAAGAAAAAGUUGUACAAAGUUCAGAUGUUCAGUGAUACGAGAACUGGAAGUAUUGGACUUCUGGACGCCUUCUAUUUCUUCUAUACAGCGCCUGUAUCAGUGUUUAUCAUCAAUACAAUAUCCUAUCUUGUUUUCCUGGCACUGUUUACCUACUUUGUGCUCACCAAUCUCUAUCCAGAUAGAAGAUCAAUGAUAGAGUAUAUUGUCUGGGGUUGGACAAUUACAAUGUUGAUAGAAGAAAUCCGGCAGGUUUUAUCCAACGACAAGCGAUCAUUGUUGUACAAGUUACGAGGCUGGUUUGGAUCUAUGUGGAAUCGGUUUGAUUUGGCAAUGUACUUGAUAUUUCUAAUUUCUGUGAUAUUACGGUUUACCUUACCCAGUGAAAAAUUUACAUAUGCCAGGGUGUUUUACAGUAUUACUGUGGCCAUGUAUUAUUUGAGGUUUAUGCAAGUAUUCUUUGUAGAAAAGAACAUUGGGCCAAAAGUUAUCAUGAUCACAAAUAUGGUGAUAGAUCUGAUGUUUUUCCUUGGUAUUUUCCUGUUUUUCCUGCUCAGUUUUGGUAUAAUGUACCAGGCAAACUUGUUCCCAAACUCCCCAGCUAGCUGGUACCUACUCAAGAGUGUAUUAUACAUACCAUACUGGCAGAUGUAUGGUGAACUUUUCCUCGAAAAUCUUGAAGGUGAACAUCCUGCUGGCUGUACAAGUGAUGAGAGUAUCUGGCGCCCGGCUGGUGGUGCAGAUAGAUGUCCAGAGCAGAAUGCUCUGGUUCCCCUUCUUGGUGCUGUUUACCUCAUACUGACCAACAUUUUGCUUGUCAACCUUCUCAUUGCAAUGUUCAGUUACACGUUUCAAAUGGUACAGGACAAGUCGGAGCAGGUGUGGAGAUUUUACCGUUACAGUCUGGUAUACGAGUUCUACGACAGGCCAAAAUUCUGUCCACCAUUGAUCAUUUUCAGUCACAUCUAUAGAUCUAUAGUCUGGAUCACCCGGAGGACUUGUUCCACCCAGAAAUACCAUAAUGAAUUCAAAUUGAAUCUUGAUGAAAAAGAUAACAAUCGACUGACCUUGUUUGUACGAUCAGCAACUGAGAAUUAUCUUAAUAUUUCCCAGAAAGCUCAGAAAGAAGAGCUGGGUGCCAAAGUAGCUGACACAGCAAAUAGGAUUGAAAGGGUAAUAGAAGAGUUAGACAGUAUCAAAGAACAUGUUAAGCUGUCGAGAGUGUCCCCUAUCCUAGAUGAGAGUCGACCUGGAACAGCAGAACCAAUGCUGAUGGAUACCACAGAUACUAUUAUUCCAUUAUCAGCAAGGAAAUCUUCCAACUUACAUGCUACUGUUGAGAUGAUGCAGGCACAUAUGAAUGAUCUUAGUGACCAGGUGGCUCAGGCAAACUUGCAGACGGAGAAAAUGAUGUCCAUGAUGCAGCAGAUACUGUCGCAGCGAACACCGCGUCAUGGGACGCUUGAAAUCAGCGAAGUUAAUCAGUAAUAGACUUUUUGAGGAAGUCCUGUUAUAAUAAAAAAGUAUUUAUGUAUGAUUUGAUAUUAUGACAUGGUUGUGUUAAAUACAGUGUUGAUGAAAAGAGUCUUUCAGUAUCUACACUAACUCUGAUACAGGUUGUGAAAAAUCAACCAGCAUUUAAUAGUUUAUGAUUGAGAAAGACAUGUAUGCAAGUAAAUUAUUGGUAAUAAGCUACUGUAUACCUCCCAAUAUUUGCCCCUGGGGUAUUGCUUUAUGCAAAGGGAGGGUGUUUAUUUAGGAGCCCAGUUGGUAUAAAGUUUGGUUGAGUGUUUAUUAGGGGAUGUAUGGUAUUAGUGAAAUGUAGGGUGAAGGUGCUAUAUGUUAGCCUUUCAGUUUUUGAAUUGAUGAAUAUAUAUACCGGUACAUAUGUAAAAUUGUGUAUAUUUUUAGACUAUGCUGUGUGAAUUAAUUUGAUUAUUUAAUGAAUUUUUUACUCAUUGAAGAUAUAUUAUGAUAAAAACAGCAAGUAUUCUCAGUUCAAAAUAUUUUACACGUAUUUCUUUAAAUAGUCUUAUAUGUAGUAUUGAUUUCAGCAGUUGUAUUAUAUGAUGAAAGUGCCAAUUAUUUUUAUUUAACCUGCAAUGUUGUUUGUGAUACAACCUGUAGAUUGAUAUAAAGAUACUUUUUUUCGCCUUGGCAAAGAAAAGUGGUAAACUACAUUGAUGUAAAGAGGUAGUUACCAACUUUUUGCACUGAGGUGACAACAUGUGUGUCUUGUAUUAUGUUAUAUACUUUUUAUGUCAUUCUUUGUAUAUCUAACAAAAUUUAAUGUCACCCCAGAACAUUGCUUCUUUUAAGUUCUGGGCCCGUAUUCACAACUGAUCUUUCACUAUUUUUUUUGUGUUUGUGAGUCAUAACACAUACCAAGAAAAGAAUAGUCUUUUUAUAAAACUAUAAAAUGUCAUCAAUUUUUAGCUCGACUUUUCAUAGAAUAGUACAGCUAUUGGACUCGCCCAUGCGUCGGCGUCCCGAUUUGGUUAAGUUUUUGUAUGUAAGCUGGUAUCUCAGCAACCACUUGUGGGAAUGGAUUGAAACUUCACACACUUAUUCACUGUGAUAAACUGACUUACAUUGCACAGGUUCCAUAACUCUAUUUUGCUUUUUUACAAAAUAAUGCCCCUUUUUUGGCUUAGAAAUUUUUGGUUAAGGUUUUGUAUGUAAGCUGGUAUCUCAGUAACCACUUGUGGGAAUGGAUUGAAACUUCACACACUUAUUUACUGUAAUAAACCGACUUACAUUGCACAGGUUCCAUAACUCUAUUUUGCUUUUUUACAAAAUUAUGCCCCUUUUACGACUUAGAAUUUUUUGGUUAAGGUUUUGUAUGUAAGCUGGUAUCUCAGUACUCACUAAUUGGAAUGGAUUGAAACUUCACACACUUGUUCACUGUCAUGAUCUGACAUGCACAAAGCAGGUCCCAUAACUUUAUUUUGCUUUUUUACAAAAUUAUGCCCCUUUUUCAACAUAGAAAUUUUUGGUUAAGUUUUUGUAUGUAAGCUGGUAUCUCAGUAUCCACUAAUGGGAAAGGAUUGAAACUUCACACACUUGUUCACUGUCAUGAUAUGACAUGCAGUGCAAAGGGUCAAUAACUCAACUUUGCAUUUUACAAAAUAAUGCCCCUAUUUAAACUUAGGAGUUUUGGGUUAAAUUCUUAUAUGUAAGCUGGUAUAUCAGUACCCACUAAUGGGAAUGGAAUGAAACUUCACACACUUGUCCACUGUCAUGAGCUGAUAAGCACUAUGCAGGUUCCAUAACCCUAUUUUGCUUUUUAGCUCACCUGUCACAAAGUGACAAGGUGAGCUUUUGUGAUCGCGCGGUGUCCGUUGUCCGUCGUCCGUCCGUGCGUGCGUGCGUCCGUCCGUAAACUUUUGCUUGUGACCACUCUAGAGGUCACAUUUUUCAUGGGAUCUUUAUGAAAGUUGGUCAGAAUGUUCAUCUUGAUGAUAUCUAGGUCAAGUUCGAAACUGGGUCACGUGCCUUCAAAAACUAGGUCAGUAGGUCUAAAAAUAGAAAAACCUUGUGACCUCUCUAGAGGUCAUAUAUUUCACAAGAUCUUCAUGAAAAUUGGUCAGAAUGUUCACCUUGAUGAUAUCUAGGUCAAGUUCGAAACUGGGUCACGUGCCUUUAAAAACUAGGUCAGUAGGUCUAAAAAUAGAAAGACCUUGUGACCUCUCUAGAGGCCAUAUAUUUCACAAGAUCUUCAUGAAAAUUGGUCAGAACGUUCACCUUGAUGAUAUCUAGGUCAAGUUUGAAACUGGGUCACGUGCCCUCAAAAACUAGGUCAGUAGGUCAAAUAAAAGAAAAACCUUGUGACCUCUCUAAAGGCCUUAUUUUUCAUGGGAUCUGUAUGAAAGUUGGUUUGAAUGUUCGUCUUGAUGAUAUCUAGGUCAAGUUCGGAACUGGGUCACGUGCGGUCAAAAACUAGGUCAGUAGGUUUAAAAAUAGAAAAACCUUGUGACCUCUCUAGAGGCCAUAUAUUUCAUGAGAUCUUCAUGAAAAUUGGUCAGAAUGUUCACCUUGAUGAUAUCUAGGUCAAGUUCCAAAGUGGGUCACGUGCCAUCAAAAACUAGGUCAGUAGGUCAAAUAAUAGAAAAACCUUGUGACCUCUCUAGAGGCCAUAUUUUUUAUGGGAUCUGUAUGAAAGUUGGUCUGAAUGUUCAUCUUGAUGAUAUCUAGGUCAAGUUCGAAAGUGGGUCACGUGCCUUCAAAAACUAGGUCAGUAGGUCAAAUAAUAUAAAAACCUUGUGACCUCUCUAAAGGCCAUAUUUUUCAUGGGAUCUGUAUGAAAAUUGGUCUGAAUGUUCAUCUUGAUGAUAUCUAGGUCAAGUUCGAAACAGGGUCAUGUGCGGUCAAAAACUAGGUCAGUAGGUCUAAAAAUAGAAAAACCUUGUGACCUCUUUAGAGGCCAUACUUGUGAAUGGAUCUGCAUAAAAAUUGGUCAGAAUGUUCACCUUGAUGAUAUCUAGGUCAGAUUUGAAACUGGGUCACGUGCCUUAAAAAACUAGGUCAGUAGGUCAAAUAAUAAAAAAACCUUGUGACCUCUCUAGAGGCCAUACUUUUUAUGGGAUCUGUAUGAAAGUUGGUCUGAAUGUUCAUCUUGAUGAUAUCUAGGUCAAGUCCGAAACUGGGUCAACUGCCUUCAAAAACUAGGUCAGUAGGUCUAAAAUUAUUAAAAUCUUUUGACUUCUCUAGAGACCAUAUUUUUCAAUGGAUCUUCAUGAAAAUUGAUCUGAAUGUUCACCUUGAUGAUAUCUAGGUCAGUUUCGAAACUGGGUCACGUGCGGUCAAAAACUAGGCCAGUAGGUAUAAAAAUAGAAAAACCUUGUGACCUCUCUAGAGGCCAUAUUUUUCAUGAGAUCUUCAUGAAAAUUAGUGAGAAUGUUCACCUUGAUGAUAUCUAGGUAAAGUUCAAAACAGGGUCACGUACCUUCGAAAACUAGGUCAAUAGGUCAAAUAAUAGAAAAACCUUGUGACCUCUCUAAAGACCAUAUUUUUCAAUGGAUCUUCAUGAGAAUUGGUUAGAAUUUUUAUCUUGAAAAUAUCUAGGUUAAGUUCAAAACUGAGUCACAUGAGCUCGAAAACAAGGUCACUAUGUCAAAUAAUAGAAAAAACAACGUCAUACUCAAAACUGGGUCAUGUGGGAAAAGGUGAGCGAUUCAGGACCAUCAUGGUCCUCUUGUUUUAAAUUAUGCCCCUUUUUCGCCUUUCGUAUUCAUUCAAUCAACAAGGCUGUUGAAUAGUCGAGCGUUGCUGUCCUCUGACAGCUCUUGUUUCAUAUCUAAUUGCCAUGCAUACUUUUCUACCCUGAUAGUUAUUCUAUCAAAAGAUAUAUUUUGAUAGCCAGAAUACUCCGAAAUAAUUUUAUUUUAUUAGCAUAAAAUUUCUUGGUUUUCUUUGAAACAGUUAUUUUGUAGGGGCUUAAACUCUUGCAGUUCAUACUUAAACUUCACAGUAAAAUAGACAGGAGUUUCCUUUGCAUGUUGGGAUUAAAUGAACUGACACAACAACAAAAUACUCAAAUUAGUCCCCUAUAGAUGUUAAUGAUUUCAUUGUAGACCUUUCCGUUUAUCUGUAAAAUUCAGCGUUUUUUAACAGUUAACAAGAUGGUCCUCCUUACUACGUUGACUGGAUGUAUAUCUGUAAAAAUGAUGUUCAUACUAUAAUAUUGUAAAUUAUUUCUCUGUAACAUUUUUUACUUUUUCUUACUUAUUAUUUCAAUAGCACUUUUUACUCACAGCUGUGAUAUUGUCUUUUAUAUGAAAGUCCGUCCACUGUGUAUUGAUACCAAGGUUUUACAUUAUUGAUUUCUCUUACUGAACAAGUAGGUUUGUUACAUGUUCAUAGAUAUAUAUAUAUAUAUAUUUUAUAUGUUCCAUAUGUAUAUUAAGCACAUUAUAAAUAUUUUAUAUGUUAUAUAAGUAUAUUAAACACCUGUUGUUGUAGUUUUAAGUAAAUUUUAAGGAGGAAUUUUAUCAAACGCUCAUAACUAGACAAGUGUCUUUAUUGAUAAGCUUUACUUAUCAUCUUUAAAUUGUUUUAUUUAUCCAGGUCAUGUUUUCACAAUGAAUAUAGAACCAAUGAUGUUUAUACAUAGAACAUGAUGAUGUUUAUAAAUUAAACAUUCCAGUACUGUGAUACAGAAAUGUUUCUACUUGUGAUUAAGGACUUUUAGUUUGUAAUUAUUACAUAGUUAAAGAUAAACAGUCUAAAAGUUUAUAAAAUGGAUGCAAUAUUGCUUUUAAAAAAUGUGUGAAAGGUCUUAAUUUUAACUCCUUGUUUAGACUUAAACUAGAUUGAGUAGUCUACCUCAGUGUAUUUCUAUUUUAGUUCUAAUUUUGUUUUAUUACACAGUUUUUGUAUGUUUGUAUGGUGUUUUUAUUUAUUUGGUAUGGUAGUUAUAUUGUGAUCUGUAGUGAAACACUACUUGCUGGAGUAUCAGUGGAUCAAGUACCAAGGCGCACUCAAGCAUCAGUGGCUCAAGAACCAGGGUGCGCACGUGCAUCAAUGACUCAAGAACCAGGGUGUGCACGUGCAUCAAUGGCUCAAGUACUUGUGACCUUGACUUUGAAGAGAGCCAUCUAAAACGGUUGCUCUGCAUGCCGUCUCAAUGUGGUGAACAUUUGUGUCAAGUUUCUUCGAAAUCCUUCAAGGAGUUCAAAAGUUACAGAGCAAACAUGACAUUGCUAACAGAAAGACAGAGACAGACGGAACAUUGGCGUCAUAACAUAACAUCACUUUGGGCGUAUAAAAAUGAGUUUUGCUAAAUGAUUGAAGAUAGAAAUGA